CGUAGCAUAAGGUAUUAGUAGAUGAGAGCUCGAGCAUACGAAUAACAAAUUCUCCUAGCAAAUUGGAUUGUAAUGAUUAUAUCUAUGUAUAAACAUUUGAAAUAGGUAUUCAUAUAAAUGUAAGCUCAAAAUUCUGUUCGUAUGGCUUCUCUUUUAUGGAAAUAAGUGAGUGGGCAUGCACGAUACCCAGUGACACUACAGGCUUCCAUGGAGACUCUGCCAUCCAGCCGGACGCAGUCUAGCCAGUCGAGGCCAGAGGACGGCACCAUGCUAAUGUCCCUUGUCAGCAGCAGCAGGACUGGAUAUGUCCAGGAGCUUUUCCACGAGGAUGCACAGGGGUCACAGAGCCACACCCAGCCUUGGUGGAAGGUGAAGCUGUUUGUCUGGGAGCCCGUGCUCUUUGGGACGUGGGAUGGAGUCUUCACCACCUGCAUGAUCAACAUUUUCGGCGUUGUCUUGUUUCUCCGCACUGGCUGGCUUGUGGGAAACACAGGAGUGUUGUUAGGCAUGCUCCUGGUGUCGCUGGUUGUGCUGGUGGCCCUGGUGACGGUGAUGUCGGGGAUUGGGGUGUGUGAGCGCUGCUGCGUGGGCGGUGGUGGGGUGUACUCUAUGAUUUCAACAGUUCUGGGCGGACGGGUAGGAGGAACUGUCGGGCUCCUCUACGUUUUUGGGCAGUGCGUUGCAGGAGCGAUGUACAUCACAGGCUUCGCCGAGUCCAUUGCCGAGGUGCUGAACCUGACCGGCGUGUGGGUGGUGAGGGCCAUCUCUGUGGCCGUGCUGCUAGGCCUGCUGGGAAUAAAUCUGGCAGGGGUCAAGUGGAUCGUACGGCUACAGCUGCUGCUGCUCGGCCUUCUGGCCAUUUCCACCCUGGACUUCGUCGUGGGUACCUUCUCCCACCUCGAUCCAGCACAUGGCUUUGUUGGGUAUUCAGAGGAGCUGCUGCAGCAGAAUUCUCUGCCGGACUACACACCCGGAGAGACUUUCUUCACAGUGUUCGGAGUUUUCUUUCCUGCUGCCACAGGUGUGAUGGCAGGCUUCAACAUGAGCUCAGACCUCCAGAGGCCAGAGCACAAUAUCCCUGUGGGAACACUGGCUGCUGUCUGUACAUCGUGGUUCCUGUAUCUAGUCUUUGUAUUUCUGCUGGGGGCCAUUUGCACAAGAGAGGCUCUGCGCUAUGACUUCUUAAUAGCAGAAAAGGUCUCCUUGGUGGGGUUCCUGUUCCUCCUUGGCCUCUACAUCUCCUCCCUGGCAUCUUGCAUGGGUGGUCUGUAUGGUGCUCCCAGAAUCCUCCAAUGUAUUGCCCAGGAGAAGGUCAUCCCGGCGCUGGGCUUCCUUGGACAUGGGAGGGGGCCCAACAAGACUCCGGUGGCAGCCAUUUGUCUGACCAGCCUCGUGACCAUGGCCUUCAUCUUCAUCGGCCAGGUCAACGUACUGGCCCCAAUCGUCACCAUCAACUUCAUGCUGACCUACAGCAUCAUCGACUACUCCUACUUCUGUGUGGCCAUGACCUACGACAUUCAGGUGAAGGAGAGAAAGGCUCUAACCAGGGAGACCUCUGCCCGUGGCACCAGUAGGUCCCUCCUGGCCACCAACCACUCUGGGUACGGAACCGGUGGGAUCGUCAAGAACCAGAGCAACGGGACGCUGCUGGAGUUCACCAGGGACAUGGACCAGAUAUUGCAGCUGCCCAACCCUGUAAAAGAAGAGAGUGGGAGUAGCACCACUCUCAGCCACCGGAGCAGAAAGAUGAGGCCCCCUCCCAAGCAGACACUGAUGGACAGCUUUGGAAUAGGUUUUGAUGGGCAUGCUGCCACACACAGAGAGAGUGUGGACCGCUCAGCUGCGCAGACGCCAUCGCCAGACAUUGGAGAAGGUCAUCAGUCUCAAGAAGGGGACGAACCUCAAAGAGGUUCUCAGGAAGCUGAGGCAAAGGGCCUGAAAAUGGGGACUGAAGGAGAGGAGAGAUCUUCACCAAGUCCAUUCUGUACAGAAGGAAACCAUCAAGUUUCACCGAGUCCAUCCUUCACCGAAGCGAAUCAUCCACCACUGUUUGACAGCGCAGCAGACUCGGUUCCCAAACCAAAACCUCAGGAAUCUGAAAUUCAGCCAAUGCCCAAGUCAUUUUACUCCAGGCUCUGCAAUCACUGGAUUGCAUUAAUUGGCGCAUUGUGUUCCAUCACGAUCAUGUUUGUCAUAGAGUGGAUCUAUGCUUGCAUCAAUAUUGCAGUUGCCAUCAUCCUCUUCCUCUACAUUGGACAAGCAAACCCUGGUCUGCCAAUAGGAGCAGCCGCACGCUUUAGCUUUUUCAGAUGGGUGCGUUCGUGUCUGAAGAAACUGGGCAGGAGAGAAGUGGCUGUCCAGGACCAGAUUGUGGUAACGCCCUCCUUUUUGGCCAUUGGCAUGGCAACCCAGCAGCUGACAGAGGAGAAUGCUGACUUUGCGUCACGUGACCGGUACCACCACUCCUCUGUCAUUAGUGCAGAUGCACUUGCCAAUAGACUCAAACAAUAAAUUUUGAAUAGAUUAAUUUUUUUCAAAUGGUUGAUCCAGUGACCAUGUAAAAUUUAUUGGAACUUUGAAUAAUAUCAAUCAUAAACUUCAGAAUGUUAAUACAGUGGAUUGUUUGUACGGUGGCAGUUACUAUGAUGCAAUUGAAUUAUGAGGUAAUAUGAUUAAAAAGCAACAUCCUAAUGUAAUGGUAGAGUUGUGAUAAGUGUAACAAAAUAUUCCAUAAAAU
Messenger RNA from Megalops cyprinoides (Indo-Pacific tarpon), 2737 nucleotides. RefSeq names its product solute carrier family 12 member 8 (gene slc12a8). The record is from RefSeq and is a predicted model, not a curated record. Gene Ontology annotation, molecular function: potassium:chloride symporter activity. The transcript has 14 exons. Gene Ontology annotation, cellular component: membrane. Bases 208 to 2511 code for a protein of 767 amino acids. Lineage: Eukaryota; Metazoa; Chordata; Actinopteri; Elopiformes; Megalopidae. Gene Ontology annotation, biological process: potassium ion import across plasma membrane; chloride transmembrane transport; potassium ion homeostasis.